Acomys russatus (golden spiny mouse) is the source of this 504-nucleotide messenger RNA. RefSeq names its product insulin like 3 (gene Insl3). Gene Ontology annotation, biological process: adenylate cyclase-inhibiting G protein-coupled receptor signaling pathway. The transcript has 2 exons. Gene Ontology annotation, molecular function: G protein-coupled receptor binding; hormone activity. Gene Ontology annotation, cellular component: extracellular region. The coding region runs from base 1 to 369 and encodes 122 amino acids. The record is from RefSeq and is a predicted model, not a curated record. NCBI's taxonomy places the organism in Eukaryota, Metazoa, Chordata, Mammalia, Rodentia, Muridae.
AUGUUGCCAAUGCUGCUGCUGCUGCUCCCCGCUCUGGGGUCCGCACUGCGCCCCCAGCAGCCUCCCGAGGUGCGCGCGAAGCUCUGUGGCCACCACCUGGUGCGCGCGCUGGUGCGGGUGUGUGGCAGCCCGCGCUGGUCCCCCGAUGCCACGCAGCCCAUGGACACCAGCGACCGGGAGCUGCUGCAGUGGCUGGAGCAGCGGCAGCUCCUGCAUGCGCUUGUGGCUGACACGGACCCCGCGCUGGACCCGGAGCUUCCUCAGCAGGCUCCUCAGCGCCAGCGCCGCAGCCAGGCCACCAAUGCUGUGCUCCGCUGCUGUCUCACUGGCUGCACCCAGCAAGAACUGCACAGCCUGUGUCCCCACUGAAGCGGCAAGGGGCUCAGGCGGUGCGUCCUUGAUUGCUGCCCACCUCCUCCUGGCCUGUGCAAAUGCAACACCCUGGUUUGCCUUGGAGGAUCCCCAGUUAUUCGUAGAUGCCAGAAAUGGAGCUUAUGCCCCUCC